This is a messenger RNA of Spinacia oleracea (spinach), 960 nucleotides long. RefSeq names its product Golgi apparatus membrane protein-like protein ECHIDNA. Gene Ontology annotation, cellular component: Golgi membrane. Gene Ontology annotation, biological process: protein secretion; vesicle-mediated transport. The record is from RefSeq and is a predicted model, not a curated record. The transcript is spliced from 6 exons. The coding region runs from base 161 to 712 and encodes 183 amino acids. Lineage: Eukaryota; Viridiplantae; Streptophyta; Magnoliopsida; Caryophyllales; Amaranthaceae.
GUAACAAACAAGCAGGAAGAAGAGAGAGAGAAAACAAAAAGAGGAACGAGGUGGAAGAAGAAAGGUCGCUUUUACUUCCCCAAGAUCAGAUAAACAGAAGCCAUUGUUGCUAAUCUCGCAAAUUACGACGCCCAAUCUUCCAUUCGUUUAGCUCUUCUCCAUGGAUCCAGUUCAAGCUCCUACCGAAAACUAUGCAAACCCAAGGACAUGUUUCUUCCAUGUUUUUUUCAAGGGUGCAGCUUUGGCGUUUUACAUUCUCUCUGCACUUUUCUUUGACAACUUUGUGAUUAUCUUUGUGGUUACUGUUCUCCUUGCUGCUCUUGACUUUUGGGUUGUCAAGAAUGUAAGUGGUCGCAUUUUGGUUGGUUUGAGGUGGUGGAAUGAAAUUAAUGAUUUGGGUGAAAGUAUAUGGAAGUUUGAGUCUCUUGAUCCAGAGUCAUUGGCUCGCAUGAACAAGAAGGACUCGUGGCUGUUUUGGUGGAGCCUUUAUCUUACAGCUGCUUUGUGGAUCAUUCUCGGAAUAUUUUCUCUGAUACGGUUUCAAGCUGAUUAUCUCCUUGUUGUAGCAGUGUGUUUGUCCCUCAGCAUUGCAAACAUUGUUGGCUUUACUAAAUGCCGCAAAGAUGCUAAGAAGCAAUUCCAACAGUUUGCCACACAGACACUAACAUCUCAGUUUACUUCCACUUUACAAUCAGCCUUCAGUGUUGUUUAAUGGAAGCAGGAAAUGAAAUGGAUUUGUGUGUGAUGUAUGCAUAGAUGUCAUUCUGUAGAAGAUAUUCAAAGCUGAAUACUUGGAGAAUUUGUCAGGGCCGGCCGCUGAUCAACUUUUAUCUUGACUGAAUUCAUUUUUGGUGUCUGUUUUAUGUAAAGAUGUGGGCUCGAAUUUCACGGAAUUCGUAAUGAUUUUGUAUAAACACUAAGUAGAGUAUAAAGGGAACUUAUUUUUUUUUUAAUGCUUCA